Boleophthalmus pectinirostris (great blue-spotted mudskipper) is the source of this 1626-nucleotide messenger RNA. It is a transcript of the gene ppp1r7, whose product is annotated as protein phosphatase 1, regulatory (inhibitor) subunit 7. Bases 81 to 1115 code for a protein of 344 amino acids. The record is from RefSeq and is a predicted model, not a curated record. The transcript has 10 exons. Lineage: Eukaryota; Metazoa; Chordata; Actinopteri; Gobiiformes; Gobiidae. Gene Ontology annotation, molecular function: protein binding.
UGCAGCGCCCCCUAGCGUGCCAAAGGCGGAGUGCUCGCAGCGGAUUGGCUGAGCGGUCGUCGUCGGUGUUUACAGGAAACAUGGCCUCCUUGUCUGUUGGUGAGCAAGAAAUGGAAGUGGACCGGAGAGGGGAGUCUGAAGAAUCUGGAGAUGACGAAACCAGGCGGAAGAGCAUCAAUGGUGAUGUGGACCCCAAUCAGCCCUCUUCCACAAGUAAAGAGGAGUCUCCCGUUGACAUGGACACUAUCACUUUGGACCCUGAGGAGGAGGAUGUUGAUCUUGUGCACUGUCGAAUUGGAAAAAUUGAAGGAUUGGAAGUUCUACAGAAAGCUAAAACCCUUUCCUUGCGACAGAAUCUCAUUAAAAAGAUUGAAAAUCUUGACAGCUUAAAGUCACUGCGAGAGUUAGAUCUUUAUGACAAUCAAAUCCGCAAACUGGAAAACCUGAACAGCCUCAUAGAGUUGGAACAACUUGAUGUGUCUUUCAAUGUUUUAAGAAAAAUAGAAGGUUUGGAGCAGUUAACUCGGCUGAAGAAACUUUUUUUGCUUCACAACAAAAUUGGCAGUAUUGCAAACUUGGAUCACUUUGCAUGCCUUGAAAUGUUAGAGCUGGGAUCUAAUCGCAUACGGGUCAUAGAGAACCUUGAUUCACUUUCAUCCUUGCAAAGUUUAUUUCUUGGAACUAAUAAAAUUACGAAACUUCAGAACCUUGAGGGCUUACAUAACCUGACAGUUUUAAGUAUUCAGAGUAACAGGAUUACUAAAAUUGAAGGGCUCCAGAACCUUGUUAGCCUGAAAGAGCUAUAUCUGAGCCACAAUGGCAUUGAAGUCAUUGAGGGAUUAGAAAAUAAUAAAAAACUUACAACACUGGAUAUAGCUGCCAAUCGAGUGAAAAGGAUUGAAAACAUCAGCCAUUUGACAGAACUGCAAGAGUUUUGGAUGAAUGAUAAUCAGAUAGAAAACUGGUCUGAUCUUGAUGAGCUAAAAAAUGCCAAGGCUCUGGAGACAGUUUAUCUGGAAAGAAACCCAUUACAGAAGGAUCCACAGUACAGGAGAAAGAUUAUGUUGGCACUUCCCAGCGUUCGCCAGAUUGAUGCAACAUUUAUCCGCUUCUAAACUCCAACAUGAAUUCACCCUCCAAUGUAACGCCUGCCCGAACUACAAAACACACACUUUUUUUUAAAAUCACGAAUCAUAUCUUCAGCACUUCCUACAGAUGUACAAUUCAUUCCUUGCUUUCUCCCACGGUGUACUAAGCAUACAUCUUUGCAUGUAUGUAUGUUCCCACUCAUGCUGUCACCUGUACUAUUGUGUGGAAGUGUAUUUAAAAUGGAUGUUCAAAGUGGCAUAUCAAAUCACCUAUUUUCAUUUCCCUACAAUACACAUUUGAAUUUUUGUUUUGCAUGUUGAUAAAAAACAAUACCCAAUCUGUAUGAGCAAUUAUAUACUGGCCACUAAGUAAAAAGAUAAAUCAGCACAAUAGUCCCAAUAUAAAAUGUAUACAAUAGGUGCCAAUUUAUAUUUUUUCAGUGCUUUGAGUGACUUGGUUUGGAUUGAUACUAAUAUGGAUAAGAACCCUUGAUAUUAAACAGUCUGAAUCAUUAAUAAAACAUUCUUAACAUUUUAA